UGCCCGUGACCUGACGGGUAGAUUUGUCACGGGAUGCUCGGACGUGAAACACGACGACUCUGACAACACAACAAAAAUGCCAAGAAGUUUUGGCGCCAACAGGAGGUAGUGCAGGCGCGGGACGACAGCAAAAAUGGUCCAGUGCACGUGGAUGUGGACGUAUUACACCUUAGUGACGAGAAUAUUGGGCAUUCUGACUGCGAUAGUACUAUGGGGUGUUGGAGUGGAGACGAUAACAUCAAUAAAUGUAGGCAUCGGCCUGUACCUAAUAAUUGUAGCUAUUGUCACAUCUUUCCUGGAAGCCACAUUUCUGCUGGACAAAUGUGCAUGUUGUGGGGAGGGGACAGCAUGUCACAAGGUGUGGCGAGUGGUGAUGUGGAUCGACAACUGGAAGAAAGGCAUCCUGUACAUCCUGUUGUCCAUUGUCUGCUUCCUCAACCCGAUAUCCAGCUGGAUGGCAGUCAUACCAGGCUUGUUCCUGAUCCUGAGCGGCCUGCUGUACCUUGGCCGGACCUACAAGAAGCACCGUGACGAGCAGACGAGGGAGUCGGCCCAGGGGGAGGCCUACAGCAGGUGGGAGGGAUUUGAGGACCCAGCUGAGUUCACCCCGGGGUCCCCCGCUGAUGAGAUUGGUACAGCCCAGAUCUCCACCGAGCUCCCCUCCGAGGACAAGUUUGAGGAAGAGAUGGAGGCAGACGGAGACAUCGAUGCUACAGACGAAACUGCACCUGCCAUUCCUAACAGACAGUAACAAACACCUAGGCCAGAGAUCACUGUAUAUUUAUGAGACUAAAGAA
Branchiostoma floridae (Florida lancelet) is the source of this 797-nucleotide messenger RNA. Its product is annotated as transmembrane protein 72-like. The record is from RefSeq and is a predicted model, not a curated record. Lineage: Eukaryota; Metazoa; Chordata; Leptocardii; Amphioxiformes; Branchiostomatidae. Gene Ontology annotation, cellular component: membrane. The transcript has 6 exons. Bases 134 to 751 code for a protein of 205 amino acids.